AUGGUUCGCAAAACGACAACGACGUCGUCAACAAUCACUUUUGAAAAUAAGAAACUUGUAUCAAUUAAACUACCAAUAACAGCAUUUGCUUUGCCAACAGUAGCAAACAUCUUCAAAUCAACGAAAGCAGCUGCAGAAGCAGCUGCAGAAACAGCAGCAAAGACGACGACCACAGCAACAGUAACGACAACAUCUUCACAAAUUCUACGGAAUCCUUUUCUUAAGAGAUUGAAACGCGCUGGGCUGGAUGAAUACCAAAAGUUUGUACUUUCCAUUUAUCGUUUGUACUCUCACACGUUUAUAUCACGAUACAAAUACCUAAAGAUAUACAGCAGCAUUCAGAAACACAACAACAGCAACAACAAUUUACAUACAUCAGCAAUACAACAACGGCAACAACAAUCCACAUACAAUAACUACACACGGUUCAUGGCAGAACCUCACAUUCGCCAUACUCGCAAAUGCAUAACAACACCUGACAGGCAUAUGCGAAAGAUGAAACUACAAGAUAUGAAGAGGAGCGAAUGUAUUGCCUAUUUUAGAUUUUUUGUCUUUGCCAACAAUCGCACGAACAACAAUAACUUCAACAACUACAUCAUCAAAGACGACAACAACAACAAUUACAUCAUCAACGACAACAGCAGCAACAACAGCAGCAGCAACAACAACAACAAUAAUGUUGGCGAAAAUUUUGACGACUUUUUCCAGAGAUGCAAAAAGCACAUUGUACUGCACGAGAUAAGAACUACAAACAACAACGACAACAACAACAACAGCAACAACAACAACAACAGCAACAACAACAGCAACAACAACAACAACAGCAACAACAACAGCAACAACAACAACAACAACAAUGAUGACAACAACUAUUACACAGUUAUAGGCGAUGCGAGAGAAUUUUUCAACGACGGUUUGAUUGAGAAUAUCAAUAGUAAUAGUAAUAAUAAUAAUAAAAAUAAUAAUAAUAAUAAAAACAAUAAUAAUAAUGAUGAUGAUGGAACUAUUAUAAAUAAUAAGAACAUUGUCGUUAAUGAUGGCGCCAAUAACGACAAAAGACUUAGAAAAUCGGGUUAUAACAGGCUGAAGUCAGACUCCGAUGGUAAGAGGCAUAGUAAAAUUGGGUCGCAAAAAAUUGACAACAAAAACAUCAACAUCAACAUCAAUAAUAAUAAUAAUAAUAGUAAUUAUAAUAAUUAUAAUUAUAAUAAUAAAAAGAAUAAUAGUAAUAAUGAUAUAUAUAGCCACACAGCUUCGCGAGAUAACAAUGACAGUGUCACUGGCUAUGUUGUCUACCCAUCUCGCUACAGAUCAGGUAACGUAUUUGAGUUUAAUCUGCUCAGUAUUGUUAAUGUCUGGCGGAAAACAUUAAAUAGCAUUGAUGACAGUAACAACAACAACAACAACAUUAAUAAUAAUACUAACAUGAUAUCGUUAUUUAGCGGUCUGAUUGCUAGGAUCGAUCUGUGCUUCAAUUUAGAUGAGAGGAAGAAAAAAAACAACAAAAAAUUUUCUUCCUCCACAUCCUCCUUAUCAUCUUCCUCAUCAUCUUCAUCUUCUUCAUCAUCUUCAUCAUCAUUUACAAUUAUAACCGGACGCCGAAAGUUUGUAACGUUUGAGGUAACUUUACUUCUUACUAGCGAUUCUUGUAACAGCAGCAGCAGCAGCAGCAACAACAACAGCAGCAAUGACGACAACAACAUCAGAAAUAUCGACAACAACAACGACAAUGGUGAUGAGAAUGAUGAUGUCAACAACAACAACAACAACAGCAACAACAACAAUUGUGACAGCAACAAAGAUGAAACAAGUGAAGAAAUAACCAUAGCGAACCUAGUAGUCGUAGAAACGAUAAACCGGAAAUACAACAUCCAACUUCCGCACUCUCUAAUGAAGAAACUUCAAAAUGGCGUCACGCGUUUAAAAGUGAACUGCGAAGAAUGCAAGCAUAUGAUAAAGAGAGGCCAUAGAAGUAGCAGAAAAUCUACGUCAAUUAUGACGUCAUCGUCAUCUUCCACCUCUUCAUCCAAAUACCCUUCGGAGAGUCUUCACUUGGAAAUAACGAUGCGAAAUGCGAAUUAG
This is a messenger RNA of Helobdella robusta, 2082 nucleotides long. RefSeq lists its product as hypothetical. Lineage: Eukaryota; Metazoa; Annelida; Clitellata; Rhynchobdellida; Glossiphoniidae. The coding region runs from base 1 to 2082 and encodes 693 amino acids. The record is from RefSeq and is a predicted model, not a curated record. The transcript has 2 exons.